Messenger RNA from Cucumis melo (muskmelon), 776 nucleotides. Its product is annotated as SWI/SNF complex component SNF12 homolog. The transcript has 2 exons. NCBI's taxonomy places the organism in Eukaryota, Viridiplantae, Streptophyta, Magnoliopsida, Cucurbitales, Cucurbitaceae. Bases 114 to 542 code for a protein of 142 amino acids. Gene Ontology annotation, cellular component: nucleus. The record is from RefSeq and is a predicted model, not a curated record.
GGCAGCGCGCGUUCCGAAAUUCGAGCUUCUCGAGUUAUCGCUCUUACCGCUUCACCUUCUUCGCUUUAUCCAUUUUUUGAGAACAACCUUUCGUCACUCACUUACUUCCGGCCAUGGCUUUCCUCUCCACCUUCAUCGCCGUCAAACCGUCGCUCCUCGUCGUCAAACCCUCCCCCACCACCUCCUCCUCCUCCUCCUCCCUCAAGCAUCUCAAUCAACUCCCUCUCCCUGAUUUGCGCUUCCCCCGCACUGUUACCUUCGCUUUCGCUUCCAACCAGGCCACUGCCCCCCGCCGGGAGCCCCGUGGCAUCACGAAGCCCAGGAAGAUUUCACCGGAGUUGCAAGCACUUGUCGGCGCUCCUGAGAUUUCCCGCACCCAAGCUCUUAAGGUCAUUUGGGCUUACAUUAAAGAAAAUAAUCUUCAGAAACCAAGCGACAAGAAAGUCAUAGUUUGCGAUGAGAAACUGAAGAACAUAUUUGGAGGGAAAGAUGAGGUUGGAUUUCUGGAGAUUGCAGGUUUAAUAAGUCCACACUUUCUAUAAUUAUUCGAAGUAUGGAAGAUAGACAUAAUGGACCUUCUUUUGAGUCCAUGAAGAUGAACUUUUUUUUUUCCUUUUGUUGUGGGAGGCUCUCAACUCAAGUAUUGCUCACUGAAUCCUGUAGUUCAGAGCCCACAUCUUAUGAUUAGUAGUUAAAUAGAGAGAAAGAAAGCUUUUGUAAGAACUAUGAUUGGUGGUUUUAUGUAGAGAUUGUUAUAUGGAAAUCUCUUUUAAUUA